Molecule: messenger RNA, 4679 nt
Organism: Stomoxys calcitrans (stable fly)
Lineage: Eukaryota; Metazoa; Arthropoda; Insecta; Diptera; Muscidae
Product: coiled-coil domain-containing protein CG32809
Exons: 21
Coding region: 244-3756 (1170 amino acids)
Cellular component (GO): cytoplasm
Source: RefSeq, a predicted model, not a curated record
UACGGUCAUAGACGACAGCAUAUAAAAAUAUAAAUGAAAAGAAUUUCUUAAAUUAAUGCUGGUUGAAACAACCAAUUAAAUUGAAAGAAAAUUAAUUAAAAACCAAUUAAAACAUUGCAAAAGAAAUUUAUCUACUAAGUCGAAGUGUUUUAGGCCAAGUGAAGAAAAGUGCAGAAAACCAUAGAGAAAUUUUAAAAUUUAGCAAAUUGGAACAAAAGGCUUUGGCCUGUUCUACCCGCUGAAAUGUUAAUACGCUGGAAAAGCAAAGAUAAAAGUUCACCGAACCCUGCAAAUGCCAGCAGUGGUGGUGGCAGUGGAGGCGGGGGUGGCAGUAGUGGCUCCAGCAGCAGUAGUUCCAAAAAGAAACGCAAAGGACGCGAGGGCGAUGAGAACUGGCAAAAUGACAUGAAAUCCGGUCAUAUGCAAAACACCGAACAAGACAGAAGACGUAAUAUGCGUAGGGAGGACCCUCGCAGACACACGCUAGGUGGUGAUAUGUUAUCCUAUGUCAAUCAACAGAAUCAACAACAGACUCUGAAAGCCAUGGAUUUGGAGAUGAGCUCUCGCAUGCAGAAAAGCAAAAAGAUGCAACCCUCACGCGGCUAUACACCCAUCAAUCAGGGGCCCCUGUUCGAUGAUGAUCCCGGCAUCAUGUCCGAAGUUGAGACAGCCAGUACUGGGUUUAGACGUGGCGGUAAGCAACGUUCUUCGUUACCCGUUGUGCGUACACCUUCGAAAACCUUAGAAAGACCUCUAGGUUUGGUAUUCUUGCAGUAUCGUUCUGAGACCAAGAGGGCCUUGUUGCCCAAUGAAAUCACCUCCAUAGAUACGGUGCGUGCCUUGUUUGUGCGCUCGUUUCCCAGGCAAUUGACCAUGGCCUAUUUGGAGGGACCAAAUGUCAAGAUUUACAUACACGAUGCCAGUAAGGAUAUGUUCUAUGAGUUGGAAGAUGUGCGCUCACAUUUAAGGGAAAUUCGAGAUCGUUCAGUGCUGCGUUUAUUCGAAUCGACAGAGGUGGCAGCACCGCCACAAAUAUUGCCGGGAGGGCCAGGGAUACCACAGCCACUGCCUCAACCAAAUCCUACGCAUUGGGAUCAAGAUCAGAGUUACUUCAGUGAACCAGAAUUCGAUUCGGAUUAUAAAAAUCAACACAUACAUAAAUCCAAGAUUGGCAAACAGGCUCCUUAUUAUGUUGGCGCCUCACAAACAUUGCCCCGUGGAAUGUAUACCGAUCGCAACAAAGUAGCCAUGGGAACGCCAUUGAAACCUUUAAGAACGCCCAACUCCAGGGGUAGCAUGGAACCCUUGUUUCCUUAUCCCCCGGAUCAGUUAUACAGUAUACCAGAUGGUUACACCAGUUCCCCAGAACGUUCUACACGUGGCAAUUAUGAAGAACCUUCGUAUUAUCAAUAUGGUACCCGGGGACCCGUGAUAGCACCCAUCAUAGAUGAGGAACAAACGGAAGUUACCAUGACCGAGGAUCAAUAUGCUUUGUAUGGCAUUAAAAUGGGUCCAGGACGCAUGCCUCGUAACAAUCAGAUGUAUGAUCCUACAAGACCGGAAGACUUGCAUCGUUUUCGUGUAGAACACAUGGAACGUCAAUUGGCUAAUUUAACCGGCUUGGUGCAGAAGGCUUUGGUAAAUCAAAAUCCACAAAUAGCCCCCAUACCAGUGCCAACAUUGGAUCCCAACUAUUUGGUAGUACCCACACAAUGUCAUGUAAACGGCUCUGGUGACGAUCAAUAUGUGCGUGAAAAAGCACCAAAGUUGGGCAAAAAUGCUUGUGGCAAAUCAGUAUCAUUUGAAAAAAGCGUUUCGUUUAGUGAUGACAUACAGGGCAUUCCAAAAUCACACAGUCCUCAACAUGCCGCUGAUACCAAGCCCACAAAACCAGCCAUUAAAUCCUCCACUUUGCCAAGAACCUCCUCACAAGGUAAGAGCCAAGAACGUGAUCGCCUUAAACCGCCACCACCUCCCAAACCCAUGGUAUUAGCCCAAACGGCUCAUAACAACUAUAGAGCUGAUAUUGCUUUAGCCCCUGAAGUCUACAAUCAUUUAAGAGGUCUACAGAAGAAGGCCAAAGAUUUACGUACAGAAGUGAGGACUUUACGACGCCUCUCCCAGGCACAGGCUGUAGCAGUGCGUGAGGAUAUAAAGAGCACUUUUAUGCGCAUAAGAGCAACUCUGUUGGCCAGUAGUGGCAGUAUAUGGGGCCAUCAGGAUCAGGAUGCUACAAGAAUUUCACGUGAAGAAGAGUUGUAUAAACAGGAAGUGAUACGUUUGGAGAAAGAUCUAAGUGAUUUAGAGUCAUCAGUAGAAAGUCUGAGAGGAGAAGUGAUUAAUCGCAGAACUAGAGUGAAUAUGACAGCUGUGGAAGAUAUGGCAUUGGUUUUAAGCAGAGCUAGCAAAACCGUGGCCGAAUUAAAAAUGAAAUUUCCCGCUUUGUCCAAUGGUCUGCGCUGUAUUCUUUCAAGUGAAAUGGAAAAAGUGGUUAGAGAAGAAAAGUUCCUAAAAGAAGAACCCGAUCGUUUGGAGUCGGCUUUGAGAAGAUGCAAAAAGCUAACGGGCACUUUGGUGACAUUAAAGAGAUUGGCCAGCGUCCAGGAACAACGUUUACCACCCACUGAACCCCAAAUCAACGAAGAUCCUCCUCGUUCAACUGAUGUUUCUGUGGCCGAUAAGCCAAUCCCACAACCCAGGAUGGGGACGUUCGCUGUCGGCGGGGGAGCCCCACCAGAAAACGCACUCGAUGCUUUGUUAGAUGAAUUGAAAACAUUUUCAAAGCCUCUAAUUGCCAAUAAUGAGAACCGACCCGAUGAUUCCACUUCUGAUGACAGUACCCCCAUGGUACAAAGCACUGUUACCACACAAAUCUCCCAGGCCCAUUUGUAUAACCAAACCGAAGCGAAUAUGGCCAACUGCCUCAAUGAACUAGUGGCCAACAAUGUGGCCAACACCAAUGCCAAGCAGCCCAUCACUGUACCCCUAAUAACGGCCUCGAAUGUCUCCAGCCUACGACGUUUGCACUCUAUGCCCACGCAAUGUGAAGGCGACAUAGUCCCCAUACCAAUAAUGCGUACGGUGGUGGGUAAGCCCCCGGUGCCCGAGCGCAAUGCCGAAUUGAUAAUGAAGGUGAGCGGCAAACGUAUUCCACCCCCACCUCCACCACGCACCAGUUCACGCAGUCCCCUGGCCAGUCCCACCAGUCCCAAUGUUCCCCAAAUCAUGCCCACGGUGAAUGAAAAUGAGACGAAAGAUGCAUCAAUGACAGCCCCUGGAACGGCUGCUUCUUCGGCAGCGGCGGCCGUAGACAGUGGCGGUGAAACUUCGAGCGGCAACGAAUCUGGCAACGACAAUAUGCAACGUCAAGUGGCCCUGGAAAUGCGGCACCAAGAACUAUUGAAGAAACAAAAAGUUUUGCAGGAGCAAUAUCAGCGCUUGCAACAAAUGAGCAAAAUGCCCUCGGUUGACAUGGCCACAGCCACGGGACCCGGAAGUGCUCCAAACUCCAAUAUGGUGCCCCUGCAAAAGAUGGGUAGUGAAUCGAAUAUUCAGCAAAAGAUAAGUCUAACUUUAACGGCGGCGACCAAUGACAAUGCAUCAAAUGCAGGACCCAAUGGUCCCACCACCAACCUCAUGGCCAACGACAAACUGGUCAUGAACAGGGCCAACUCUAUCAAUGGUGGCCCUGGAACCAACAAUAAUUCCAACACUACCACCACCACCAAGCAAGUCUAUGAAACCGAAAUCCUUUAACAUAAAGCAAAACUGACCUGGAAUGAAACCGCCAUAGAUAUCUGAAUGAUGACAUGACAUGGAAAUCCAAAAAGACGAUAAAAAGAAAACAGAAAAAACUAAAAACUACCCCAAGGACUCCCCCCCCCCAAAAAAGGAAAGAAGAAAAUAACGCAACCAAAAAUAAUUGUUAAUUUUUUCAUUUUCAUUAUGGAAUAUGAGUUUUGUUGACUCCGUUAACUAGAAUAAGUGCACAUUUGUGACUAAAGACAUUUAAGAAGAAAAACCAGAAACCCAAGAUGGAGAUGAAACAGGAAAUCUAAAAAACGCCAAGUUGACAUCACAGAUGGAUGACUAAGUUGUAGUGAGUGUUUAAUCAUUUGCGUUUUAGCUAAGCCCCGUUUCGCCAUUUGUUGUGUUUUGGAGAUUUUCAAGGGCCGGGACCGGUAAACGAAAGGGAAACCCUAAAAAAUUAGAGUUUAAUUGUGUGUACGUGUGUGUGUGUGUGUUUAAACUGUUUGUUAAUUAAAACUUUUUCCUAUGUUUGUUUUACAAUCAUUUAAUUUAUGUACACUUAUUAUUAUAUAUAAACAGAUAUAUAUAUGAAAGUUAACAUAUUGUGCACUCAGUUUUUUGACGAAACAAAAAAGAAGUGAAACAUUAAAGAAAACUUAAAAUUAUGAAAAAAACUAAACACAAUGAAAUGAUAAGGCAACUAUGAUAACUAAAAAUUAUACAAAAACAUACAUACAUAUAUAUUAACUAAAAAAUACAUACUUCAACGCAUACAUACGACAUAGAAGAAAUUGAGCAAAUAGAAAAAUAAAUUGGGAUAUAAAAUUUAACGGUUUUUUUUGGGAUAGUUCUUAAAUUUUUUUGUGGGAGCAACACACUUUAUCCCAAAGUUGGAUAGUAAAUAGUUCUCUAUACCCGUAUGUCCUAAU